Gigantopelta aegis is the source of this 1884-nucleotide messenger RNA. RefSeq names its product sphingomyelin phosphodiesterase 2-like. Lineage: Eukaryota; Metazoa; Mollusca; Gastropoda; Neomphalida; Peltospiridae. Gene Ontology annotation, cellular component: cytoplasm. Gene Ontology annotation, molecular function: sphingomyelin phosphodiesterase activity. The transcript has 9 exons. The record is from RefSeq and is a predicted model, not a curated record. The coding region runs from base 255 to 1460 and encodes 401 amino acids.
GGCAAGUUUUGCUAUUUCUUCACGAGUCUGUAAACAGUCUUAGUAGCUUACAUAAAUGUUAAUGUCAUUUUUCGAAAACAUAUUUUUUUUUUUUUAAAUGUAUAUUACUUUAGUCUUUAGUACCCAAACAUUUAUAAGACAUUAUUUCACUAGAUAGGUUCAGACAAAUUCAAGUUCCAAGCUGAAAGUGUCACGGUUACGUGCCUUGUUCUGUCAUUACUGGACGAUAUUAGUACCUGUAUUUUGUAAUCACAAUGACAACGCUGAGAAUUUUAACACUGAAUUGCUGGGGGAUUCCAAUACCAGUUGUAUGCAAAAAUCGGUGUGAUCGCAUUGAGGCAAUAGGUGAUGAAAUUUCCAAAAGAGAUUAUCAUUUAGUUAUUUUGGAGGAGGUUUGGCUUUCGUCGGACUACAAGAUACUGUGUGAAAAAAUAUGUCCAGUUUUACCUCAUGCACACUACUUCUACAGCGGAAUGCUUGGCACUGGCUGUUGUGUCUUCUCCAAGUUUCCCAUCGGUGAGACGAUGUAUUUUCACUUCAGCCUGAACGGAUUUGCUCACAAGGUCUGGCAUGCAGACUGGUAUGCUGGGAAAGGGGUCGGUCUCUGUAAGAUGGUCAUCGACGGUCUUCAUAUCAACUUGUACUCCAGUCAUAUACAUGCGGAGUACAACCGAGCCAAUGAUGAGUAUUUAUCGCACCGGAUUGCCCAGUGUUUCGAGAUGAGUCAGUUCAUAAAGCAGACGUCCGGGACGUGUGAUCUCGUUAUUCUUGCCGGUGAUCUCAACAUGUUGCCGUCUGAUCUCGGCUACAGAGUGAUACUGACCAAUGGAAAUCUCCAAGACUGCUGGACUGAUAAGGAAAAGACUACUAGUGAUGAGGCGGGUAACACCUGUGAAUUGCCUGACAACAGCUACACCAGUGCAGAAGACACAAAAGUAAAUCCUCUUGGCAAGCGAAUAGAUUACAUCUUGUACCGAGCUAAUCAAGGUGUGAAAGUCUUUAUCAAGGAGGCCUCCGUGACGAUGGGAUGCAUUCCAGGAAAACAUUUUCACUACUCAGACCAUGAGGCAUUGGAGGCUGUUCUCAGAAUUGAGAAAUCUUCAGAUGUAGUCUCUCCAUUAGAAGAUGAUGAUCAUUUGGAAUCGGAGAGGAACCAGCAUCUUCUAGAAGCAAUUGAAUUUAUUGACAUCGGCAUGGAGCAGUCCAAGUUCAACGGAAUGUUUUUUCAGUUCGGGUUUCUUCUCUUAUUUAUUCUACUUUUCCUGCUCAGCCAAACAGAAGCUGGCGGAGAUCCCAUGAUUUUCUACAUCCUCCUGUUUGUAAAGUUGGGCCUCACACUGGUCUUGGCUUUCUGCUUCUGGACUGGGGUCAUGGUCACGAGAACAGAUGCAAACAAUUUUCUGGGUAUCAAGUUAAACAUUGCUAAUGUCCUUAAAAAUUCAAAGGUUAAAAUUCAAUGAUUCUGAUAAAACUGAUUUUUUAAUUAUAACUAACAAACAAGACUGAAGAGACCAUGUUCAUAUUCAUGAGACACUUUAUGUUCAAUUAUGGUAGCUGAUUUAGCAGUCGCAGAUUUUUAUUGUAAAAUUAAGCCAAUUGUUAUUGAAAUUUAUUUAUUUUUUGCUGUGAUCUUCCCUUCUUGAUUGUGGCUGUGGCUAAAACUAUUAAAAUUAAAAUUAUUUUUAUUGAAAAAAAAAAAGUCAUUGUAAGGAAGGCAAAGUGAGUUACAAUGCGUUACUGUCAUAAUUAUAGUACUGGUAUGUCGAGUCCACUUGGACAUUUGACAUUUUAAGACAAAAAGUAUUGGACAAAUGAAUACUUUAGAUGGAAAACUGUCAUUAUGCAACUUGGAGUGAGACCUAUUAAAGUGAUUGAAAUGGCAGA